This is a messenger RNA of Zerene cesonia (dogface butterfly), 10288 nucleotides long. It is a transcript of the gene Ppn, whose product is annotated as papilin. Gene Ontology annotation, molecular function: serine-type endopeptidase inhibitor activity; metalloendopeptidase activity. The transcript has 58 exons. The record is from RefSeq and is a predicted model, not a curated record. Gene Ontology annotation, cellular component: extracellular region; extracellular matrix. Lineage: Eukaryota; Metazoa; Arthropoda; Insecta; Lepidoptera; Pieridae. The coding region runs from base 189 to 9044 and encodes 2951 amino acids. Gene Ontology annotation, biological process: extracellular matrix organization.
UUCUGACUGACAGUCGACUAGAAGCCAGUGCGCGUGCGCGAACCGUGCGUCCACGAUUCGCUCCUCGCUUGAGCGGGAAAUUCAAAAGUAGAACUUUAAAAGUUUUAUUCUUUAAACACUGAGACUGUGUACUUGUGGUGAUCUUGUGUUAAAAAGGAUAAUUUUAGGUGAUUCGGGCAUGCUGUAAGAUGGGAACGACUAGCUUAAGAUUGCUGCUGGUGGCAGCCAUCUUUAUUAUUAAUUGUAUAUCGUGGACGGCUUCAAGGCAUCAUUUCUCACACAUUCACGGUCACCGAAUAAGGCACAGGCGGCAAGGCGCAGGGCUCUUCCUUCCAUCUUCAUAUGUUAUACCGGGGGGCAUAGGCGGCGGCGCUUGGGGCGAGUGGGGCGAAGUCUCGCCGUGUUCUAGGACUUGUGGCGGUGGUGUUGCCAGCCAGAAGAGAAUAUGUUUAGAAUUCGGGUCAGAUGGACAGCCACUGUGCAGUGGCGGAGAUACGAAAUAUUUUUCCUGCCAGACUCAAGAUUGUCCUGAAAACUCAGGGGAUUUCCGAUCCGAGCAGUGCUCUGAAUACGACAAUGUGAGGUUCCGUGGACAAAAAUAUAAAUGGGUUCCCUACACGAAAGCUUUAAAUCCUUGUGAAUUGAACUGCAUGCCGCGCGGGGAGCGCUUUUACUACCGUCAACAAAAAAAGGUGGUGGACGGUACUCGAUGCAACGAAGAGUCGUUCGACGUUUGUGUAAAUGGUACUUGCCAGCCGGUGGGCUGUGACAUGAUGCUGGGGUCCAACGCACGGGAGGACAAAUGCCGUCAGUGUCGUGGGAACGGCACCAACUGCUUUACCAACAGCGGAAUCAUCGACACGCAAGAUCUCACUAAAGGUUACAAUGACAUAUUAUUAAUACCCCAAGGAGCGACCAACAUAAUCAUAGCAGAAGUAAACGCAUCGAGUAAUUAUCUCGCACUGCGAGCGAAGGAGGAUAAUACUUACUAUCUUAACGGCGAUUAUCACAUAGACUUCCCUCGAAGCACGAUAAUCGCGGGAUCUCUUUGGCACUAUGAGAGGAGCCAGCAAGGUUUCGCAGCGCCAGACAAACUGCGCUCGCUGGGACCGAUCAACGAAUCGCUUUAUUUAUCAAUUCUUCUACAAGAAGACAACGUUGGAAUUGAAUACGAGUACAGCGUGCCGUCAGCUCUGGCCCCACCUCCUAACCAGCAAUACAACUGGGUACAUGAAGAGUUCUCUCCUUGCAGCGCUACUUGCGGAGGAGGCACACAAACCCGCAAUGUGACGUGUCGGUCUCGCGAGGAACUGGACGUGGUGGACGAUAGCCUGUGCGAGGCGGGGCUGAAGCCGCCCACCAACCAGACGUGCAACACGGACGCGUGCCCGCCGCGCUGGGUCGAGGGGCCGUGGAGCCCUUGUUCGAAGCCGUGCGGAGCGGGCGGCACCCGCUCCCGACAGGUGUACUGUGAGAAGAUCGUCAUUCAGGGAAUGAAAUCGAUCACGGCUGAUAAAGAGUGCUUCGAUGUUUAUGGACCGAAACCGGAACUUUACCAGGAAUGUAAUCAAAACGCAACCUGCCCGACCUGGUUCACUGGCCCUUGGAGACCUUGCGACAAAUUGUGCGGACCAGGAAAACAGAUACGUGAAGUGGUCUGCUACCAAAAGAUAAACGGUCGAGUAGAAGUGUACGAUGACGAGGAGUGCUCUGAAGAACGACCGCCGGCGGAGAAAGCCUGCAUUUUGCACCCAUGUGACGGAGUUGACUGGGUGCUUACUGACUGGGCCGGAUGCGACACAUGCCUGUCGAAGAAACGUACGCGAUUGGCUCAAUGUGUGACAAAAGACUAUCAAGUGGUGAACUCUAGUUUCUGCAGCUACCACCCGCAGCACGUGCUGGAGGAGCCGUGCGACCCCGACCUGCUCCCCGCCUGCCAAGUGCAGUGGUACGCCACGCAAUGGAGCAAUUGCUCAGUGGAAUGCGGCAAAGGGAACAAGACGCGUCGCGUCUUCUGCGGCCUGUUCGACGGCGCGAGCGUGCGGCCCGUGGGCGACGCGCGCUGCGACGCGCUCCAGCGGUACCGCGACACCGCGCCCUGCGAGGUGCCCACCGAGCUCUGCCCCGCGAAGUGGUUCGCUGGACCCUGGUCUGAGUGUACAAAAGAAUGCGGCGGCGGAGAACAGCACCGACGUGUCACGUGUCUGAAAGGAGAAGAAAUCUCGAAAAACUGCGACGAAAAGUCGAUACUUGAGUCGACACAAGUUUGCAAUGUUGGACCAUGCGAUGAAGAUGAGAUGUUGCCUGUUGAUUCCAAAUCAACUCCAAUCAUGGAUGAUGAUGACUACGAUGAAGAAUGUCCUCCAGAAGAAGAUGAUUAUCCUGAAGCUGGUCUCGAGGUUAAAGAAGCAAAAGCAGUUACCUUCUUUGAUGAGUUCAUGUUUAGUGACACUCCUACAAUUGAGGGAUCUGGUGAAAGGACCAGCUUUUCGGAAAUUGAAACUGAAUUCACAACGGAAUCUGGAUCUGGAUUAGAAACAACAUUUAUCGAGACUGAAACAACAGAAGAAGGUAGCGGUAUCACAUUAACGGAUAUAUCAACGGAGCUUACUACAGAUAUAACAGGUUCCACCGAUAGUUCUACAACAGAUGGGUCUACUAUAACAGACACAACACUUGAAGGAUCAACAGAAUCUUCAACAAGUUCAGACACGAAAACUACAGUUACCUCAGAAUCAGAAGCAACGACAGAAUCCGGUUCAACAGAAACUGGAGAAACUGAGUCAACGUUGAGCACAGAGAAUGGUUCCACAAUUAGCGAAGGAUCCACGACAGAGGCAGGAUCUACUGUGAGCGAGGAAACUGAAAGUACAUCAGAUGCAAGUACUGAAAAUGGUGAAACUGCAUCCACCGAAUUUAGUACAACUGAGAGCUCUGGAACCGAAAGUACACAAUCGUCAGAUACCGAAGGAACUAUUUCCACGGCCGAAACAACUGAAUCUGGUUCUACAGAAGAAACUGAAACGACUUCAUCUGGCUCCACUGAAUCUAGCAUUUCUACUGAAACAUCAAGCGGAACCGACGAAACAACUGCAACUUAUUCGACUGACUCUGAAGCUUCAACAACAGAAAGUUCAUCAGAUAGUUCAACAACCGACAGUGCUACUGAAACUUCAACAACAGAAAGCGCAACAACAGAAAGCACAACAACAGAAAGCGCAACAACAGAAAGUGCAACAACAGAAAGCGCAACACCAGAAAGCGCAACAACAGACAUUUCAACCACGGAGAGUUCAACAGCAGGAAGUGGAUCAACAGAGAGUUCAUCAACUGAAGGUGGAUCUACAGAACCAUCUACAACAGAAAGCGGAUCCACAGAGGUAUCUACCCAAGAAAGUGGGCUUACAGAGGGUUCAACAGCGGAAGAGGGAUCUACGGUCUCAACGAUAUCAGCUGAAACAACAGAAAGUGGAUCAACAGUCACUGAUUUGGAAGGAACGACCGAGUCUAGCACUACAGAAUCUAGCGAUUCAAGUACGACAGCGACUGAAAUCGUUUCAACCGAAAGUACUGUAUCAGGUUCUACUGAAGCUUCGGAAAGUACUACAGAAAGCGGUACGGAAAGCACAGAUAGUUCUACAUCUGAAAUGUCCACUUCUGAAGCAACUGGCACCACAGAGGCUACAAGCGAAGGGUCAACAACUGAAGUUUCUGCAUCAGAAGAAACUUCUGAAGCAACUGGUAGCACUGAGAGUACCAGUGAAGGAAUUUCAACGACUGAAGUUUCUACUACCGAGGGCAGUACAGUUUCUGGAGAAACAGGUAGCACCGAGACCACGGCAGAAAGUGGAUCAACCACUGAAGGUGAACAAAGCACCCUCGCAGGAGGCACUACUUCAUGGGAUUGGACCUCCACCGUUGAAGUCUACACGAAAAAACCUAAGUGCAGACCAAGGAAGAAAGUUGCUAAAUGCGUUAGAAGCAAAUUUGGAUGCUGUCCAGAUAGAAAAUCACCUGCUACCGGACCUUUCGAUGAAGGCUGUCCAAACCCACAAACUUGUCAAGAAACUAAAUAUGGAUGCUGUUCUGAUAGUGUCUCCCCAGCACAAGGCGCUAACAAUAAAGGCUGUCCCAUCAUGCCCUGCAACCAAACGUUAUACGGAUGUUGCAAGUCUGAUAAUAUUACCGCAGCUCAAGGAAACGACCAAGAAGGAUGUCCACCCCCAGAACCAGCAUGCAAAUCUACUAGAUUUGGAUGUUGUAAGGAUAACGAAACUGCCAAAGGUAAAAAUAAAGAAGGUUGCCCCGAAACAGAACCUGCCACAACCGUCUCACAAAUACCUAUAUCUGAAGGUUGUGAGAAUACCAAGUUUGGUUGUUGCUAUGACAACGAGACAGAUGCGUCUGGACCAAAUGGAGAAGGAUGUCCUUGCAGUAUUAGUGAAUUUGGCUGCUGCCCUGAUGGUAUUGGCACAGCUCAAGGACCGAACCUGGAAGGUUGUGUAAUGUCAUGCAACACUUCGGCGUAUGGCUGUUGUCCUGAUGGCGAGACCCCAGCCCAUGGACCAGAGCAACAGGGCUGCUGUCUGCAGACUGCGUUUGGAUGCUGUCCGGACAAUUACAAACCUGCUGAAGGACCACACUUUGAAGGUUGUGGCUGCGUGUACGCACACUUUGGUUGCUGUCCAGACAACAAGACGAUAGCUCGAGGACCCAACAACGAGGGAUGUGGAUGUAAAUACACCGAACACGGAUGCUGUCCAGAUCGGCACACACCAGCUCAGGGUCCUGAAUUUGAAGGAUGCGGCUGUCACACUUACCAAUUUGGUUGUUGUCCCGACGGAGUUACAAUAGCUACUGGACCCAACCUACAGGACUGUUCGUGCGCUCAGUCCAAAUAUGGAUGCUGUGGGGACGAAGUUACUCCAGCUAAGGGACCCAAUGGCGCAGGCUGUGAUUGUUCAACCAGUAAAUACGGAUGCUGCCCUGACGGAGUCACCGAAGCAGCUGGCGAGAAGUUCCUCAAUUGUACUGAUGCUCCUGAAAAUAAACAAGCUGCAUGCUCUCUGGCGAACGACCGCGGUACGUGCAGGAACUUCUCUGUGCAGUAUUAUUAUGACAUGACGUACGGUGACUGUCUUCGCUUCUGGUAUGGAGGAUGCGAGGGCAAUGGAAACCGGUUCAACAGUCAGGAUGAGUGCGAGGCUGUGUGUGUGCACCCAUCGCCCAAAGACGCGUGCAACUUACCCAAGGUGAAGGGUGGUUGCCAAGGCUAUUUCGUGCGCUGGUACUACGACUCUGCGCGAGAGCAAUGCUCGCAGUUCGUUUUCGGCGGUUGCCUCGGCAAUGCCAACAAUUUCGAAUCGCUGGAGCUUUGUCAACAACAUUGUGAACCUGAGAAGACUGAGGACCAAUGCAACCUCGAAAUCUCCCGCGGCUCGUGCGCGGGUAACUUCCUGCGCUGGGGCUACGAGCCGAGCACGCGGCGCUGCUCGCAGUUUAUCUGGGGCGGCUGCGAGGGCAACGCCAACCGCUUCGGCUCCGAGGCAGCCUGCCUGCAGCGCUGCAACCCGCCCGGCGCUCCACAGAUCGCAUGCUCACUGGCACAAGACGCCGGCAACUGCUCGAAGAAGCAACCGUCGUGGUUAUUCAGUGUGUCGGAGAACAGAUGCGUGCCCUUCUAUUACUCGGGCUGCGGCGGCAACGACAACCGUUUUGACUCAGAGCAGGCCUGUUCUGAAGCCUGCCCGAGUGCUUAUGUACAAGAAAUAUGCACACUACCCGCUCUCACUGGUGAAUGCGCGGAUUACACUCAACGUUGGUUCUUCGAUACUUCCAAGAGAAGGUGUCGUCAAUUCUACUACGGCGGAUGCGGAGGCAACGCUAACAACUUCGCCAGCGAGUGGGAGUGCGAGAACCGCUGCUCAGAGCAGAUCCUCACCACUACCGUACAACCUGCCAUUCAUCAGUCUGAUUUCUGUUUCCUGGAGCUGGACCCGGGCCCGUGCACGCAGCUGGAGCAGCGCUGGGGCUACUCGGCGUCGCGCGGCGCCUGCCUGCCCUUCCAGUACGGCGGCUGCGGCGGCAACCGCAACAACUUCCCCAGCCUCGAGUACUGCCAAUACUACUGCGCGACUACGCAAGACGUUUGCCAAUUACCAAUGAUGUCGGGUCCAUGCGACGGCUCUCUUAUGCGGUGGUUCUACGACGCUGCGUCUGAUUCUUGUAGCCAGUUCACUUAUGGUGGCUGCGAGGGCAACGAUAAUAGAUUCGAAACUCGAGAUGAGUGCGAGCGUCGCUGUAGGACUGGCGCAGCACCUACCACCACCACUGCUGCUCCGAGCAUACGCAGCGAGUGCGAGGUGCUACCAGAGCUGGAGGAGUGCGAGGAGGCCGGCGAGGUGUGGUACCUGAAGCCGGGCGAGGGCUGCGUGGCGCACCGCAACCCGGCGACGGGCCGCGCUUGCCGCCACGUCGCCGUGUGGGACUCUCAGGAGGAGUGCGAGCGCUUCUGUGGCACCUUCCAGGGACUCGACGUGUGCCGGUACCCCGUGGACCCGGGCCCGUGCCGCGGGGAGCAGCCCAAGAUAUACUACGACCAGGCGAGCGACCGCUGCCUGCCGUUCACGUACAGCGGCUGCGCCGGAGGGCCCAACCGCUUCUCGACCGAGCAGGAGUGUGAGGGCGUUUGCCGACCCAAUGCUGAUCCAUGCCAGCAAGGCGCCGAGCCGGGCAACUGUUUAGGCAACGAGCUAAUGUGGUACUACGAUAUGUAUAGGAAGCAGUGCUUGCAGUUUUUGUACAGUGGAUGUAAUGGUAAUGCAAAUAGAUUCGCGACACAAGCUGAGUGCGAGAGCCGCUGCAUAGCCACCACACACACGGCCAUUCCGACCACUAACGCGACCACAACAACGACCACGACCACGACCACGACUACGACCGUGGCUGCUUCUAUAUCUGGAUCUUUGGAAUCAAGAUUCAAUAAUCCAAACCAGUGCAGCACGCCCACUUCACUAGCACCGUGCGGACGCAAUGUGUCUGCGUACUACUUUGACGACCGCACUCAAGCGUGUGUGGUCGGCGACAUGGGCGCGUGCGGCUUCAGCAACACGUACCGCUCGGAGGAGGAAUGCGAGCGGCAGUGCGGCGCCUUCCGCGGACUCGAUGUGUGCAAUUCCUAUCUUGAUCCCGGACCGUGUAUACAUGCAAUCGAGAAAGUAUAUUGGGAUGCGACGACGGGAAGCUGCCAGCCCUUCGCGUACGGCGGCUGCCUUGGUGGACCUAACCGCUUCUCCUCUUACGAGGAGUGCAUAGAGGUCUGCGGGGAUUCUGGACCCGGAAACAACGAAGUGGAGCCAGCUGACUGUUCCGAGGCCCUCGCGUCGUGCUCGUCGCUCCGCUGCGAGCACGGCGUGCAGCGGGCGCGCGACGCCUCCGGCUGCGAGCGCUGCUCGUGCGCCGCGCGCCACCCGAACUGCGCGCCGCUGCAGCAGGACUGCGAUACUUUGCAAUGCCCGUACGGAAACGAUUCAUUCGUCGACGCUGAUGGGUGCACGAGAUGCCGCUGUUUAGAUCAUCCUUGUGCGAAUAAAGAAUGUCCUGAAGGUGAACGCUGCGUAGCCUCAUCGUACAGAGACCCUAUCUCACAAGAAGUUGCUUAUUCUGCCGAAUGCAGAGUUGAAAACAAGGCAGGUUCAUGUCCAGCGGACGAACAGGCGAAGGUAGCAGAGGAACCGUGCCGGCGCGAAUGCAACGACGACGCGGACUGCCUCGGCGCGGGCAAGUGCUGCGAGCGCGCCUGCAGCCGCGUGUGCGUGCCGCCCGCCGCGCCCCCCGCCGCGCUCGCCUCCCCCGCCUCCCCCGCGCCCGCCUCGCCCUCGCCCGCCGCUACGGAGAUGAGCUUCACGCCAUACGUACCUGAGCUGCCGCACGCGCCGGUGGCGAGCGAGCAGGCGGAGCCGGAGGUGCGCGCGGCGGAGGGCGGCACGGCGCGCCUGCGCUGCCUGUUCCACGGCAACCCGCCGCCCAAGAUCACCUGGCGCCGCGGGGAGAUCACGAUCGACGGCGACGUGGGCCGCUACCGGCUGCUGUCGGACGGCGCGCUGGAGGUGGUGUCGCUGUACCGGAACGACUCCGGCGUGUACAUCUGCGUCGCCGCCAACGCGCUCGGCGUCGCCUCGCAGGAGGUCUACUUGCAUGUCGAUGAUCCGGUGAGAGGACCCGCCGGCAUCGCGGGCGUUCCCAACGCGGUCAUCGUCGGCACGAUCGGCCGCCCGCUGCACGUGCGCUGCCUCGCGUUCGGGUAUCCCAAGCCGACGAUAUACUGGUACAGAGGCAGGAACGGGCCGAUGGUGCCGUACAGUAGCUCCCUGCACGAGGCGAGGGAGAACGUGCUGCAAAUACGCAAGUUGAGCGUGGAGACGCUGGGAGAGUACUUGUGCCAAGCGUACAACGGGAUCGGAAAGCCGGCGGAGUGGUCGUUCUCGGUGACGUCACACGCGGAGGGCGCGUCGCCGCCGCCCAGCGCCGGCCCCGAGCCGCGCACGGAGCCCGCCACGCCGCCCACCACCGAGAUACAAGUACCCGUCUACACUGUGGCAGUAACAACGAGAAUCCGCAUGGAGGCGACGCGCGUGCAGGCGGGCGCCACGUUCAGCGUGCCGUGCGAGGUGGACGGCUACCCCGUGCCCGACGUCAGCUGGAGCAAGGACUCCGCGCUGCUGCAGCCCUCGGACAGGAUACAAGUCACCGAGGCGCGUGUGACGAUAUCGCAGGCGAACACGAAUGACAGCGGCUUGUACAGCUGCGAGGCGGCCAACGCCUACUCAGCUCACUCUUCCACUGUUCAGAUUACCGUUGAAGGUCUCUCCAUCCCGCCCUCGUGCAAGGACAACCCGUUCUUCGCCAACUGCAAGCUUAUUGUCCAAAACGGCUAUUGCAAUCACCGUUAUUACUCAAGUUUCUGCUGCAAGUCGUGUGUUGAAGCUGGUCAACUCGAUCCGAUGAAUUUGAACAAGCAAUCCCCCUUGGCCGACUGGCAGUAGAGGCUGAGAGCACCUGUUCGGAGCCCCAUCCUGGCAGGGCACCGCCUAGACAUAGAUAGAUAGAUAAGACAUUGAAUGUAACACAAAAUCCUAAAAUCGAAAAGAAUUUAAAGUAAAAAAAUAAAACUCACAAUAAUUUGCUUCAUAGCUUGACGCAAUGUUAUUUGUUAAUGUAAACUAACGGAGAAGCUAUAAAAAAUUUAAAUUUCCAAUCAAUUGAACACAAUAAUGUGCCACAACAAGUCGUCUCUAUAAAAAAAGCAGGAAGUAGUAAAGCGGUUAUCAGUCUGAAUUCUACACGAAAGUAGAAGUAAAUCCUAUUCACACACAUUGGGAUAUGAAUACUGUACUUAAUGUGUCAUACAAACUGACAAACUCAUGAUAAAUAUUACUGUCGUAGAGAAAUAAUUUUUUUUCGUUUUAAUUUGUUCUGUUAGAAUACGACUUUCCCUAUGAAAUGAACCUUUAUAGUUCUUCAAAAUAUGAUGUCAUCAGAAAAAUAUUAGUUGUUUUCAGUUGAGUAUGUAUUUUAUUUUAGCAAAGCUAGUGAUAAUUAACAAUUGCAAAACAGUUAUACAGUGCCAUAUUCUAGAUAUCAAUAAUAAGAAACAAUAAUUAGUUCAUUAUGAAUAAGAUUGAACGCAAUUGGAGUUAUUUUUUUCCAUGCUGUUUAAAGGUAUCUAAUUUGUUGUUAGUUAAAUAAACUAACCCUAUUUUCUCCAUUCCAGGUUUUAUCGAAUGCGUAACCUUUUUAAAUUAACACAACAUAAACAUAUAAACUACGUAUAAGCAUAACACGUGGAUGUUACAAACAGCAUUACCAAUAAAUAGACUUAAUAAUGUAGGUAGAUUAAUUUUAUGUAAAUACAUUAUUACUUACGUCACAACUAGGUAAUACUCAAAUAAUAUAAUUUUCAGUCACAAUUAUAGAGCAUAAGACAAAAUUUAUACUUUGUUUAUCAAGAAUACCGUACAAUUAUGAUACAUGGCCUUUAUGAGUUUUUUAACAUGAAACAGAAACAAAUUUGACGUAAUUUAAUCGAAAUUGUGCAAUAAGUCACGUGUAGGGCAUGUAUGAAGUACUAUGUUAUGUAGUGCUAGAAUAAAUUAUUUAUUUCAUGUGUUAAUGAAAUGCAUAAUGUUUCAUAGCAAUAAGUUUAAUAUAACUGUGAGUCAUAAUAAACUUUUUAAGGCAAUUUUUAUAAUGUUACAGUGUAAAUAUCAACAAUAAAGUUUUAAAGUGC